This is a messenger RNA of Lycium barbarum (goji berry), 1205 nucleotides long. RefSeq names its product pectin acetylesterase 8-like. The annotation marks the transcript as partial. Gene Ontology annotation, molecular function: pectin acetylesterase activity. The record is from RefSeq and is a predicted model, not a curated record. Gene Ontology annotation, cellular component: plant-type cell wall. Gene Ontology annotation, biological process: cell wall organization. The transcript is spliced from 9 exons. Lineage: Eukaryota; Viridiplantae; Streptophyta; Magnoliopsida; Solanales; Solanaceae.
GAAGUUUCACCCUUGUCAUAUACAUUGUUUUCAUGCCCUUUUUUUAAUUCAUUCCUUCUAAUUAACUGUGUUUUGGAAAUUGUAGACUUUUACAACUGGAACAGAAUUAGAAUUAGAUAUUGUGAUGGAUCAUCCUUUACUGGCGACGUUCAAGCAGUCGAUCCGAAAACAAAAGUAUACUAUAGAGGAGCCAGGAUUUUUUCAGCUGUUAUGGAGGAUUUCUUAGCAAAAGGAAUGAAGAACGCUCAGAAUGCUAUUCUGGCGGGAUGUUCGGCUGGUAGUUUGGCUGCAAUUCAACAUUGUGACAGAUUUAAAGGUCUCCUACCACCGGGCGCUAAAGUUAAAUGUCUUUCCGAUGCUGGUUUCUUUAUCAAUACGAAGACUAUUGCUGGUACCUCUCAUAUCGAACGGUUCUACGGUGAAGUUGUCAACACACAUGGUUCCGCGAAGAAUUUGCCUCAAUCAUGUACCUCAAGACUGAAACCAGCAUUGUGUUUUUUCCCACAAAAUGUUGCCCAGCAAAUCAAGACGCCACUUUUCCUAGUAAAUGCAGCCUAUGAUUCCUGGCAGAUAAAGAAUAUUUUGGCUCCUGGUGUUGCUGAUCCUCAUGGAACUUGGCAUAACUGCAAGCUUGACAUAUUGAAAUGCUCGUCCGCUCAGCUCCAAACAAUGCAUGCUUUUAGGACGGAGUUCUUGAAAGCAUUGAAUUCCCUUGGCCCAUCCUCAACAAGAGGGUAUUACAUCAAUUCCUGUUAUGCACAUUGUCAAACUGGAACACAGGAGACAUGGCUAAGGGACGACUCGCCAAAAUUAGCUGGCACGACAAUUGCCAAAGCAGUUGGAGACUGGUAUUAUGACAGAAAACGAUUCCAAUCGAUUGACUGUCCUUAUCCCUGCAACAAGACCUGCAAGAACCGGAAUUUUGAAUCGGUUGCCCGCCCGGAUAAUAUAGAUGACUGAUGAAAGUUUUAUCUGUGAGAUUGUCAUACAGAAACUUACAGAUUUUCCAGAAGGGAGAAAUAGAAAAAUAUGGAAUUAAAGAGUGUGUAUCAAGUAUGUUAUAAUAAGGGAAAGCCUACACUGCACAGAAUUCUGUGCUUUGGUUUCCCCAAGAGAAACUGUUCUGUAUCAUAUUUUUUAAGGUUAAAUUUUAUGUAUCUUGUUAUAAUGUAAAAGUAAAUGAUAAGCUUUUAUUACACUGCUAA